AUGUCUGAGACCGGCGAAAGCCUCCACAAACGAUCCAAAUCCGCCGCCCGCUCGCUCCUUAGCAGGCGCAAGCCGCCAGUCGACGACGACAUGGCCUCCGACGACGGCCAGAGAGCGUCCGGCUCUUAUUCUACACCUCAGAACAUCCACAUCCCUAGCCAACAGGCGUCCAGAGGUCACUCUUCCAGACUGUCUACCACUGGCAGCGCCUUAGGCCGAACGGUCUCGAACCACCAAGCCACACCUUCCGUCGGCGGAGCAAGGUCGCCAUCCAUGCUUUUCGACAAAGGGGCCGCGGCCUCUCUCGAGUCCUCCGUACGCAAGUUCCGUAUCGUUGAAGCUCUUCGCAACGGCGACACAGCCUCGAUUUCCAGAGCCAUCCGCGAUACUGCCGAGCACAAUCCUCGCAUGAGCAUUUCGUCCGCCAUUACCGGCCCUCUCGAAGACACCACGAUUCUCCAUUUGGCUAUCCAGUGUGCCGAACAGACUGUUGUCGAGUACGUCUUGUCAGAUGGUGCUGGCUCCCUCGAUAUCAAUGCUCGCGACAAAGACGGAAAUACCCCAUUGCACAUUGCAGCCCAACAGGGACGAACCCACAUCGUUCGUCAGCUCCUCGAGCACAAGGAUAUCAACGAUGCGAUCGCGAACCAUCAAGGGCGGUUACCCAUCGAUCUCGCUCGCAAUCCUGACAUUUUUCAGCAACUCCAGCUCGCCAGAUCGUUGUUUGCCGAGGACAAGGUUCGGCAGGUGCAGGACCUCAUCCUCCAUGGCGACUUUAAAACUUUGGAGGAGGUCUUGGAAGAGCCGCGUUUCAAGACCGUCCUCGACAUUAACAGCACCGAAUUCGCCGCCGAGUCGGCCACGGUCGAGAGCGGCGGCACGCUCCUUCACGAAGCCGCGCGUCGCAGAAACACAAAGCUAAUGCAGGUUCUACUGCUGCACGGAGCAGACCCGUUCCGCAGAGAUCGUAAUGGCAAGCUCCCACAGGAUGUCACAAAGGACGAGAUUACAAAGGCUAUGCUCAAAAAGUCCCCCGCUGCUGUGGCUGCCCAGAGGGGCAUUCAAGAGAAGGCCGUUUUGGGAUCAGCCACACAUGGGGCAGCUGCUGCGGCGUCCGGUGAUCCUAUGGCGGGAAGAGAAGCUCGCGAGAUGAAGGGAUAUCUGAAAAAGUGGACCAACUACAGAAAGGGAUACCAGCUUCGUUGGUUCGUACUGGAGGAUGGCGUCUUGAGUUACUACAAGCACCAGGAUGACGCAGGGUCUGCCUGCCGUGGUGCUAUUAACAUGCGCAUAGCCAAGCUUCAUAUGACCCCUGAUGAGAAAACCAAGUUUGAAAUUAUAGGGAAAAACUCGGUCAAGUACACUCUGAAGGCCAAUCACGAAGUCGAGGCAAAGCGUUGGUUCUGGGCCCUCAACAACUCCAUCCAAUGGACCAAGGACCAGGCUAAAGAAGAAGAGAGACAGCGCGUCCGCAAUGCCGAACUCUUGAAGCAAGCAAAGGCGGAGCAUGCCCAUAGCGUAUCUGACGCCGGUAGCGACAAUGCUAGUUUCGUCGAGCACCGCCGUCAGAGUGUGCAGCUUUCUCGGAUGCAUUCAACGGCCAGGGCGUCCAGAGCCUCCUACGUCGCCAGUGGCAACGGAAGCAACGAAGAGGAUGACUUUGUCGAUGCCGGAACCGAAGCGGACAAGGGUGAGCAUCACCACGCGGAUGACGAUGACGAUGACUAUGGGGAGGGUUCGAGCGGGCAGGAUGUUCCAUCGGCAAACAAAGAUGCUUUCAACAUCACUGCACAGUCUGCAAGACUGCAGCUCGACACCAUGGCACAAGUCACCGCAGCCUUGAUGGCGGAAACCAACAAGAACUCCGACCUCAGGUUGUCGGAUCCCAAGGCCUCUCAAGCUCUGGCUACCUAUGAUGCUGCAAUCCGCUCUCUUACGGGACUUGUCGGCGACCUCCUGCGCAUCUCCAAGGAUCGCGACGCGUACUGGCAGUACAGACUUGACCGCGAGAGUGAAAUGCGCCAGAUGUGGGAGGAAAGCAUGGCCCAAGUUGCCAGGGAGCAGGAAGCUUUGGAGGCUCGGGUUGGCGAGGCCGAGGCAAAGAGGAAGAUCACCAAGCGUAUCCUCAAGGAAGCUCUUGGGUCAGGCAUUAUUGACGAGGGCCAAGUGAAGGCAACUGCACCAACUGUUGCCGCUGCUGCCGAGGCCACUGAUGAGGCCGACGCCGAACAGGCUGAUGCCAGACCACAGUCGCCGGUCCAGAGCAUUCGCCGUCAAAAGACCAUCAGGGAUCAGGUGGCAGAGUUGUCUGACUCUGACUCCGAUGAGGAAGAGUUCUUUGAUGCGGUCGACGCCGGUACCGUCGAAGUUUCCCAGCUUCCCCCUUCGGAACCUGUGGCUUCGCAGAGCGAUACCCAGCUAGUCAUCUCAGAUGGGACAGAUAUCAGUGACUCGUUCAAGGGAUACGAGAACGGUAUCAGGACCAAGUUGAAGAUGGAUGCGGACAACAGACCCACUAUCUCGCUCUGGGGCAUCCUCAAAUCCAUGAUUGGCAAGGACAUGACCAAGAUGACCCUGCCCGUAUCCUUCAACGAGCCCACCUCACUCCUCUACCGCUGUGCUGAGGACAUGGAGUACGCCGACCUCUUGGAUCUAGCCGCUGAUCGCGCUGAUUCCAUUGAGCGUUUGAUCUAUGUUUCCGCCUUCGCUGCCAGUGAAUACGCAUCCACCAUCGGCCGCGUUGCUAAGCCGUUCAACCCACUUCUUGGUGAGACCUUUGAGUAUGUGAGACCGGACAAGAACUACCGCUUCUUCAUUGAGCAGGUUAGCCAUCACCCACCCAUCGGUGCAGCCUGGGCCGAAUCUCCCAAGUGGACCUACUACGGAGAAUCGGCAGUCAAGUCCAAAUUCUACGGCAAGUCCUUCGAUGUCAACCCUCUCGGUACCUGGUUUCUUAAGCUCAGGCCGACUUCCGGCGGCAAGGAGGACUUUUACACCUGGAAGAAGGUCACUUCAUCCGUCAUUGGCAUUAUCACCGGUAACCCCGUGGUUGACAAUUACGGUGUGAUGGAGAUCAAAAACUGGACCACCGGCGAGGUUUCCUACGUCGAGUUCAAGCCCAGAGGUUGGACCAAGUCGAGUGCCUACCUGAUUGGUGGCAAGAUCCUCGAUGCCAACGGUCAGGUCCGCGUCAGCUUGGGUGGUCGCUGGAACUCCAAAUUUUAUGCCCGCUUGACACCCGGUUACGAGGCCACCAUUGAGGAGAAGUCCGGAAACGAGACGGUCCAUCAGGGCAGCAUCAAUGACCCAUCUAAGGCCUUCCUUAUCUGGCAGGCUAACCCCCGUCCCACCGGCAUUCCCUUCAACCUGACUCCCUUCGUCGUCACUUUUAACCACCUCGACGACAACCUCAAGCCUUGGCUCGCCCCCACGGAUUCUCGCUUCCGCCCCGAUCAGCGUGCUAUGGAAGAGGGCGAGUACGACUUUGCGGCGACGGAGAAGAACAGACUCGAGGAGGCCCAGCGUGCGCGCCGCAAGGCGCGCGAGAGCAAGGGCGAGGAGUUUAAGCCCGCGUGGUUCACCAAGGCGCGGUGCGAGAUCACAGGCGAGGAGUACUGGCAGUUCAACGGCGAGUACUGGAACAGGCGCGCGAAGGCUGGUCCGAAUGGCGACCCCAGUGCUUGGCAGGGUCUGGAGCCCAUUUUCCAGGAUGCUUAGUAUGUUGUUGAUGAGUUGGAUGGGAUGCUUGAUCAGGCGUCUUUGAGUCCUGUGAAGAAGAAGAAGAAGAAGAAGGGACGUUGGGCGAGGUGGCGGUCUCGGUCUCUUAGUCGUGUGCUAGAGUAGGGACGGUGGUUUGAUACAGUAUACGUAAACGGAGGUUUGAGCGUGUGGAGUUCUUGAAUGUUAACAAGAGGAUGAGUUCGGGUGUCUCCUAUAACUGGUGUAAUGCAGAGAUGAUUUAUUCACGUCUUACGUUGAACAGUUGUUGAAAACGAGGCGUGACUUCAUUAGUUUAUGACAGUAGCUCGUACACAAUAUUUUCUAUGCAUUGCUUUUAUGUACGUGUUCCAUAUCGU
Messenger RNA from Neurospora tetrasperma FGSC 2508, 4076 nucleotides. RefSeq lists its product as uncharacterized. NCBI's taxonomy places the organism in Eukaryota, Fungi, Ascomycota, Sordariomycetes, Sordariales, Sordariaceae. The coding region runs from base 1 to 3717 and encodes 1238 amino acids. Gene Ontology annotation, molecular function: sterol binding; protein binding. The transcript has 3 exons. Gene Ontology annotation, cellular component: intracellular membrane-bounded organelle; membrane; cytosol. The record is from RefSeq and is a predicted model, not a curated record. Gene Ontology annotation, biological process: piecemeal microautophagy of the nucleus; exocytosis; maintenance of cell polarity.